AGGAGCCAUGGCUGGGAGAGAAUACUUGCUGCUCAGACUGCAGCCCAGUGACCUGACCUGUGUUAUCUGCCAUGAUUACUAUAAGCACCCCACCACCCUGCAAUGUGGGCACACCUUCUGCAAAGUCUGCCUUGAGAAAUUCUGGAAUAAUAAAAACAGCUUCAAAUGCUCAGUGUGCCAGGCUGUCUUCCGGGAAAAGCCAGACUUUAAGAAGAACACGUGUUUGGCCUCCAUCCUGGAUUCCCUGGAAGCCCAGAACAGCACCAGCCACCAUGACUGUACCUCCUGCACUGGACCUGGGGCAGUCAACCUGUGUCUGCCCUGUAUGACUCCCCUGUGCAGAGACCAUGUGUUACUGCACAGCGAAGACACGCCUCAACAGCGACAUCUGCUGGUGAACCUGCUAACUGACGAUUCGACCUGGCUAUGCAGGCACCACGAGCAAGGGCUGAAGUAUUUCUGUUUGACUCAUGGCUCCCCCUUGUGUCCAAACUGCAAAGAGCAACAUGAAGCUUGCAAACCAGCUCUCCUUCUUCAAUUGUACAUUGAAAACAAGGAUAAGAUUCAGAAGAUGAUUGGUGAAUUGAGUAAGGAUAUCACAUGUAGAGAAAAGGACGUGACCAUUUUGAAGAAUACUUAUCAAGAGAUCCAGAUAUUAGUUUGUGACAUCAAAGACAACCUCACCAGGGACUUCAGAGAGAUGCGAGAUUAUAUAGAAAAACAGGAGAGAGCAUCAUUUUGGAGAAUAAAACAGGAACAGGAAGCAGCACAGAGGAAAAUGCUUGAAGGGAUUACCCCAACUAACGCCGAGAUUGACAGGCUGAAGGAGAUAAAAGCAGGGCUUGAAAACACAAUAAACAAUGACUGGAUACAGGUGCUCAUGGGAGGUCCGAAUGGCUUAUGGGAUGCAGCAAAAGACACCACCAUCUACAACCCAUCUCCUGUUAUUACCUCUGGAAGUAUGUUUAAUGAAAACAAGAUCGUAGAUACUACAUCUGCAAUAUCACAAAUUAAAGAGAGCCUUAUGGCGCACCCUCUGCUAGAGCAGAUUCCAUGUCCUCCUAAACAAGUGUUUGAAGAUACCGUUGACAUAGAGAGUGUGCCAUCUACCUCUGCCUCUACUGCUGCUGUGUCCCAAACAGUAAGAUCUACAGAAAUAAACCAGAAUCCAUUUUUAAAGUGGGCAUGCAACAUAUCGUUUGAUCCACAAACGCUGAACAAGCGCUUAUCUCUGUCACCCGAUUUUAAGACAGUCACAGUGUCAAAUAAAACAUUUCUGUACCCCAAUAACCCCAGGAGAUUCUCCCCUUGUCAGGUUCUGUGCUCUGAAGGUUUUUCCACUAAGUGCUGGUAUUGGGAGAUUAAUACCGAAUCUAGCAAUGGCUGGGCAAUUGGACUAGCAUGUGGAGAGAUUUGCAAUAAUGACCAACUUGGCCAGAAUGACCUCUCCUGCUGUGUGGAAUGGAGAAAGGAACGGCUAUCAGCAUGGCACAGGAAGGAAGAUAUCACCAUCCAUUUGCCGAAACCAGGCAUUGUCGGCACUUUCCUUAAUUGUGAGGAGAAGACGGUUUCAUUUUACUCAAUUACUGAUGGUUCCCAAGACUUGCUACAUUCGUACAAAAUCCACUUCAAAACUGUGGUCUUUCCUGCAGUCUGGCUGUAUGGUCUCAAAGAAGGGAACUCUUUAACUAUAAAUAACAUAACUAGGGUUUAAUUUGUCAGCGUCUUAGCUCUGAGUUUCCCCACACACAGAUACAGCUACCAGGGUUUGUUCACUAGACAUGGAAUUGUGAAAAUUGAUCAGAAAUUUGCACAUUUUAAGGCCAAUACAGCUGAGAUAGAAAUAUUCUCCAACUCAGAUGUUUCUGUUUGGCUACAUUUGGACUAGGUUGUGAAAGCGGCAUGAAAUAGCGUUUGUUCUUAAAGAAUUACUCCAAGCACCAUGACCACUUUAGUGAUUUGAAGUGGUUAUUGUUCCUGGAGUCUUAAUGUGCAACAUUACACUGUGAAAUGCUGCACAAGGCGACUUUAAAUAAUUUGCUGUCAGAAAUAUAACUCCACCUUCAGCAUCUUCAUGGGCGUCAUCAACCAGUCCGGAAGAGUUCUUGCCUGGCUAAUAUCAAUUCUGUGUCAGUGAAUGAGCGGCAGGAACACCAUCUGGCUUCGGCAAUUCGGCAGAAGUCGGAUGUAUACCAACUUCCAGAGGAGACCUGGCACCAUGCAGAACCCAGUGGCAUGUAUUGGUUAUAAUGAUUUAGGUAACUCUUUAAAAGGACACUCUAGACCCAUAAAGCACUUCAGCUUGCUUGUGUGUCCCCUUUUUUCAUUUUUCAAAAAUGCAGAUUUCAAUAGAAAUUGACACUUUUAUAAAUUAACCUGGUUACAUGCUCUGGCUGUCAGUCACACAACCGGUCCUGUAUUUCCUCGUUUGGUUUGCUCAGUGGAGCUAAACUCAAGAGGCAGCAAUUGCCCAGAGCACCUGCCUUGCAAAGACUUCUCAUUGAGCUGCAUUGGGAAGCCUGUGAUUGGACAGCCACAGAAAGUCUGAGCUGGGGAAAAGGGGAGGGCUUUCAAAAGGCUACAGACAAGAAAUCUGCAGCUUUUGCAAGUUGUUUAUAAAUAUACACCCCCCAAAAAAACCCACAUACUUACCUUUACAUUGGGGAUAUAUCUAAACUGUUUAUUUUAUUUGGGCAGUAGAUUGUAUCUUAUAAUAGACCAAGGUGUUUUGGGGUAUUGUGUUGUUGUUUUUUUGCAACCACAAUUGUUUCUUCUAAAUUGAUUUCUUUCAGUUUGUACUAUACUUUUAUGUGGAACAAUAUAAAAUGCUUUUAGAAAAACCCAAAUAGAUCAGAAACAAACUCCUCAGUAGUUUGAAUUGAUGUAUCCUUUAUAAGACCAUAUUGUAUUCCACUGUUGAUACCUUUAAAUGUUUUUUCCUAAAUAUAGUCUCUCUGAUACUCUCAAUUUUCUUUUUUUGAAAACGAAAUACAUACAUACAAAAAAAAAAAUGGUUACUUACCAGGUUUUCUAAUAUUCUAUUUACUGAGCCCCUAUAUUUAGCAAAUAUGUUUUUG
Pelobates fuscus (common spadefoot toad) is the source of this 3077-nucleotide messenger RNA. It is a transcript of the gene RNF135, whose product is annotated as ring finger protein 135. The transcript is spliced from 6 exons. The record is from RefSeq and is a predicted model, not a curated record. Lineage: Eukaryota; Metazoa; Chordata; Amphibia; Anura; Pelobatidae. The coding region runs from base 8 to 1714 and encodes 568 amino acids. Gene Ontology annotation, molecular function: protein binding.